AUGCCUACAGCAGUGGACUCCUCAAGUUCGAAGAAGCGCAAGAACACCAAGAAUGCCGGUGCCCCCUCGUCCAAGCGCCGCGCUGUGGCCGAGGAAGAUGGCUUCGCCGAGACACUGUCAAAGGUCCAAGAGCUGGAGAAUCAAAUUGCGGAGUCGCGCAAACACUACAACAAUAUUGCAACUUUGAUAUCGAUGCUGAACGUGGAACCAUCGGCGAAAAAGCCAGAGCUAGCAGUGGCAGUCUCGCUUUGCAGAGUAUUCAGCCGAUUGAUGGCGGCGGGCAACCUUUCCGAGAGCAGUCGCGAUGCUGAAAAUGAGAAGAUUGUGGUGGCAUGGUUGAAGGAACGAUGCUCGGAAUACCAGCGCGCAUUGCUAUCUAUCAUUCGUGAGGCUGAUAGUACCUCUCAGGUUACGGCCCUUACCCUAAGCAUGCGCCUCGUGAAAGAAUACGUUACACACAUUCAGGGAGCAGACAGCAGUAUCUGGUCCGGUCUGUUCAAGGACAUUAUCGAGGCUCUCGUGGAGGCCCAGGACGGCGAGGACGUGCGGGCAGAAUUCGUCACCAAGUUCAUGAAAGAAUAUGAAGAUAUCCGAUACCAAACAUUUGCGCAAAUAGCUGAGUAUGCUUCUACUCGACGAAAGACCGACACCAUCGAGAUCCUCAUUUCCCUCCUCUCGACCUGCGACGAAGCCCCGAGCCCUGAUCACGAAAUCGACUUUGAAAACUUCUUCGCAAAGCCCGACCCAAAUAAUAAGCGACUUCGCACUGUCCAUGGCCACAAGAGACGGGCGCAGGACGCAUGGCUGGCCAUUCUUCGGAAUAACCUCUCCCAAGCGCAACGAAAGGCCCUUCUGCGUAUUAUGGUCCACACCAUCGAGCCCUGGUUCACCCGCCCCGAACUCCUGAUGGAUUUCUUGACGGACUCUUACAACGAGGGUGGGGCCACUUCUCUGCUCGCCCUGUCCGGUCUUUUCUACCUGAUUCAACAGAAGAACCUUGACUACCCGCAAUUCUACGCCAAACUCUACUCGCUCCUCGACGCAGACCUCCUGCACUCCAAGCACCGAUCACGCUUCUUCCGCCUAUUGAAUAACUUCCUCGCCUCGACCCAUCUUCCUGCUACCCUCGUGGCAAGUUUCAUCAAGCGUCUCUCUCGUCUCGCACUCAAUGCGCCUCCCUCGGCUAUUGUCGUGAUUGUGCCGUUCAUGUACAACCUUUUCAAGAGCCACCCCACUUGUACAUUUACAAUGCACCGUGAGAUCCGUGACCAGAAAUCUGCCGCAGAGAUCGAGUCUGAAGGCUUUGAGGAUCCCUUCGAUCCGAAUGAGACAGAUCCCACCCGGACCAAUGCCAUCGAAAGCAGUAUCUGGGAGAUCGAAACUCUCCAGUCUCAUUACCACCCUAACGUCGCAGCCAUUGCCCGAAUUAUCUCCGAGCAGUUCACGAAACAGGCUUAUAGCCUGGAGGACUUCCUUGACCACACCUAUCAGGGUAUGGUGCAGGGUGAGCUCGGUACCGGGGAGAAACCGCUGCGCAAGGUUCCAGUGGUCGAGUACCAAAUCCCGAAGCGUAUCUUUACGGACCGCUUACUGGAAGAAGAUGACGGUGUGGACUCUGGAGCCGGUUCUUUCAUGCGUGGACUGUGGGACUUUUCAUCCUAA
Messenger RNA from Penicillium daleae, 1662 nucleotides. RefSeq names its product ribosome biosynthesis protein NOC4 (gene noc4). Gene Ontology annotation, cellular component: small-subunit processome; Noc4p-Nop14p complex; nucleolus. The record is from RefSeq and is a predicted model, not a curated record. Lineage: Eukaryota; Fungi; Ascomycota; Eurotiomycetes; Eurotiales; Aspergillaceae. Bases 1 to 1662 code for a protein of 553 amino acids. Gene Ontology annotation, biological process: ribosome biogenesis. The transcript has 3 exons.